GUUUUGUUUCCCUUUCAUUCAUUAAAUUCUGUUUCAUUCAUUCAUUCAUGUGAUAUUGAUGAAAUCGGGAUUUGCAUCAAUUUAUUUUAAUUUUUAAUUUGAUUUUUCAGUUCUAUGAUGAUUGACGGUCGUGCUAAUGAACUACCCGAUUUGCAGGUGUUCCGAACAGUGAUAAAAUACUGUUUAUUCAUCAUAAUUGUGCCGGUAUUCUCGUUCUUCACGGCUAAGACUGUUGUUUUCGACGGUAUCCUCCGGCUCGAAGCAAUCCCCAGCAGUGUUUACUCGGCAGUAGUGGCCGUUCUUGUACUCCACAUUACGCUGGGAGUAUACAUAUUUAAAGCGUACACUGAAGCAGAGAAGCCUACUAAACCAGUCAAAAUUGAUUAA
This is a messenger RNA of Plutella xylostella (diamondback moth), 387 nucleotides long. RefSeq names its product vacuolar ATPase assembly integral membrane protein VMA21 homolog. The record is from RefSeq and is a predicted model, not a curated record. NCBI's taxonomy places the organism in Eukaryota, Metazoa, Arthropoda, Insecta, Lepidoptera, Plutellidae. Gene Ontology annotation, biological process: vacuolar proton-transporting V-type ATPase complex assembly.